ACAGAUUGCCUUUUCCUUUUUCACAGCUGUUUUGUUUGUGCACUCGCUUUUAAAGCGCAUCUCAGAUGACUCAUCUCUGUCGGAUAUUGUAUUUCAUGGACUUUUUAUUUUUGGCUGUCUUUGAAUAUGUUUUUCUCCUGUGAUAAUUGUUAAUUCAGUUUUUGAUUACUAUGGAUUAAUUGUAGCCAGUGUCUUAAAAAGUUUGAGGUGGGCUAGCUGCAGUGAUGUCCAGAGCCACAAAAUCUGCCUCGAGGUCUCGGAGCCGCUCAAGGUCUCGGUCAAGAUCCUGCUCCACGUCUCGCUCCAGAAGUCGAUCCAGAUCCCGAUCCAGGAAGCGACGCUACGGUUCUAGGUCUCGGUCACGGUCAAGAUCUCAUUCUCCACCUCACAACCGGGAGAAGAAAUAUCCAAGGGGAUACCAGAACAGCCGUGAGUUCCGGGGCUACCACCGCGGCUUCCGGAGACCAUACAACUUCAGGGGGCGAGGGCGGGGCUACUUCCCACGUGGACGUUACCAGCGUGGCGGUGGAGGCGGUGGCUAUAACAACAACAACAACAACAACUUCCGCCCAAACUGGAAAAAUUACAAGCAGCACCCUCAGAAACAUCAACAGCAGCAACAACAGUAUCAGCAGCAGCAAAACUAUUCACGAGGACGAUGUCACAACCUCCAGAAACGCUCAGGAAGCCCCCCUCGUGGUCACUCUCACCACUCUGACCGAUCCUCCACGCCAUUAUCCCGGCACUCGCAGCAUUCUUCCUCUUCCUCACACUCCUCCUCUCCCAAAUGCAGGCAAGCCUUGUUGCCGACUAACCAAAACUCCAAAGAUGUGAAAGAGGAGCUUUUGGCCUCCAAGGAGGUCCAAAAGGGAGGAGGGGAAGAUGGGGAGCCAGUGGAGCUUGUCGGGGUGUUGGCAGAAGAGGCUAAAGAAGGCUCAGGCAGUGGGAAAACUGAAGGGAACUGGCAGAGCUUAACAGACUGCAGCAGGAGUCCAAAGAGAACGAGUCCUCUGGCGAGCUCCGCUGUUAUUGUUGGUCAGAACAGCCAAACUACUAACCAGUCUAGUCCCUCCCCUAAAAUCACCAAUGACACCAGCAAUGGCGCCCCCUUCUGGAAGAAGGUGUGUAGUUCAUCCUCAACAAAAAAACCCUCACAUGAAGGUCUAAAUCCAAUGCUUUCCAGCUUUGACUUCUUCUCCAAUGAGGAAUACCUGGAUGGAGAUAAAACAGCAAUCUCCAUUGCCUUCGGAAAGUUUUUGGAAGAGCAAAAUAAAAAAGCUAAAUCUUGGGAAAAUGGAAAGAAAACAGCAGCCAAUGAUGUGGACAUGGAACAAGAGAAAGUAAAUGGCAAAUCAUCUGCGACAAUCUCUGACUCAGUGUCAAGAAAGUACAAAGAGGAUAUUGAUGAAGUGUCCCUGAACAGCUUUUUGAAAACCUCUCCUUUUCUGUCUGCUGACGGAGAGGAAGAGGAGGAGAUGAUAAUCAAGCCUCAUUCAAAGUCACUUCACAAAGACUGCCACAAUGGGGACGAGUCCUCUAAGCCAAAGACCAAGGUCACGUACUCGGCUCGGGAACUGUUUGAAGAAUGUUUUGAGAAAUGGCAGAAUGCUGCAUAUUCACAGGUGGCAAACAGUGACCUUGACACCACGGCAGAGGACAUAUACCUCAGUCGAAAGCAGGAUAAAGCAGCGGCCAUUGCUGCUGCCCUUGCCAAGAGGGAGUUAGCAGGAAAAUUUGAGGAACUGUCCCCAGAGAUGGGUGGUAAAGCCAAGAAGAUGGCAAAAUCUCCCUCCAUCCCAUCUACCCCACCACCACCACCACUACCGAGGAGGAACUCUGACAGAGAGAUGUUUAUGAUCAUGAAUGAGGACUCGCCUUUCAUGUCCUCAAGGAAACAGGAAGCAAAAUUAAAUGUCAGAAUGGAUUUCCUUGGAGAUAGCCUGAUAAGCUCUUCUGAUAUUUUAGCUGAGGAGCGACAGUUGUCUCAGGAUCUUGUGCAGUCCUCAAAAAAGGAUCAGGAGUUUCGCUCCAUCUUUCAACAUGUUCAGAAUGCUCAGUUAAAGAGGUGUCCCUCUGAGCUGUUUGCUCAACACAUUGUCACCAUCGUUCACCACAUUAAAGCUCAGCACUUUCCAUCUUCUGGAAUGACUCUAAACGAGCGAUUCACCAUGUACCAAAGACGAGCUGCAGAGAAGGAAAUGAUGAAGCCAAGAAAAAGCCCAGAGAUACACAGGAGAAUUGAUGUUUCACCAAGAGCUUUUAAGAAACACUCUCAACUUUUUGAGGCGAUGAAAAGCUCAGAGGAUGGCUCUUACAAGGACGGCGGGGAAAAAAUGAAGGGUGACCCAAUGGACCUUCGUUUGGAUAUUGAGCGCCGUAAAAAAUAUUCAACCCAUCCAAGCGAUUAUAAUCAGGAUCGGGGAAGAGAUACGGGAGAUUCCCCAGAUUCUAGUAGAGAGAGAUCUGUGGAAAAGUUCUCCAAAUGCCAUGAGAAAUCUAAGAAAAAUAAGAAGAAGCGUUCUCGCUCAAGUUCAUCCUCGUCUUCCUCGUCCUCCAAGUCCCAAAAAGAGGAUUUGCCCCAUGGCAAGUCUGAUCCCAAAGAUAAAGUCUUUGACAAGGCCCGUCUGGGUCAAAAGGAGUCAUCGGGAUCAGUUGAAAGAGGAAGGCCACGUGGAGGAUUUCAAGUCCGAAUUCGUGGAAGGGGCUGGAAUAGAGGCAAUUAUCAGGGAAAUUGUUCACAGAGUACCAACAUGCCAAACAUGGCAGCACACCCAAAAAAUGAAGACUGGGACCCAGAGUACACUCCCAAGAGCAGAAAAUACUACUUGCACGAUGACAGAGACGGAGAGACAGAGUUAAAAUGGGUGGAUCACCGAGGGCGAGGACGGGGAAACUUCUCGCGUGGAAGGGCACGCUUCAUCAUCCGCAAAGCCACAGGGGGGCCCAACGCCACCAGCCAAAAUUGGGCCCAUGAUAAGUUCCAGGUCAACGGGGAACAAGGUGGCAAGCAGGAAGGGUUGACAGAACAGGACCAUAAAGGAGGAAAAAAUGAUGGAGAGCAUACUUGAGCAGUGAAGCAAAGUGCUGAAACUCUUAAUUUACUUCUGUGUAAUUGACUCAGUGAUUUCAUCCACAACAAUGGAUUCAUAAAUGCAGAUUAAAAUGUUUUAAGACUCAGCUAUUGCUAGGAAAACUUAAGUUUUUAUUUGCAGCGUAGGACACUCACUCUGACUUGACCAUUUUCCACAUGAGGAUACAACUCAUAACUAGUAGAAGCACUGUUUCAGGGUGAACUGCUGUUUCUCAUAAGAUUUCAUAUGUUACAGGUUUCUCUUGGUUUAUAUGGUGUGUUUUUUUUCCCGUGCAUCAUUUUGGUAGUAUUUACACUUUUCCCGUAGAAAGUUAUUAAAAACAUAACUCCUUAAUGACAUUUGUUUAAGUGGCAAGAGAAAUGGCAUUAUAGAUCAAAUCAGCCUGUGCCUUACACUUGUACAAGUAAAUAAAUGUUUUGUGAGUGAGCUACACAAUAAAUAGUUGUACUGAUGAAUGCAUUAAACUCUGCUCCAAUUACCCAACUAUUUUAAGGCUUGGUUGUUUUGAGCUGUGUUUUGUCUGGUUUAAAAUGACAACAAUAAAAGUACACUGUAGUUCAUGCUGGCAUUAAAAGCAUCACUGUUUAGCCAGUUCAGCACUCUACAUAUGACCCUGAUCUGACAAUGGGACCAAACUGUGUGGGGUCAAAGGUUACGGCUUUCAUUAUACAACAGAUCUACGAUACUAGCUGACAGCAUAGGAGAGUUUUAUUUUGAAGGACAACUACCUGUAUAUUUGAUAUGUUGUUCAUUAAACAUUUUGCUGUCAACGAUUUCUAUUCAGUAGCUCUUUGAUUGAUCUUGGAUACCACUUAUCAAUGUAUAAUAUUGAUAGUGACUAUAUGUUUUUCUCCAAAAGACACUCAUUGUAGUUUUUGUACCUGUCUAGGCAGGAUUCUGACUUUGUUUGUAAAGGAGAAUUUGCCCUUUUUGCUAUAGAUUUUGUUGUGUUUUUCAUUUGCUGUUUGCAAGACUUUCUCAACUAUGUAAACUGUGUGAAACUGUGUCAAUAUUGUGUUAAAGCUCAAAAAUAGUUUAAGCUGUAGUUUGUAAUAAAACAGAAAUUUAAAAAAAGGGUAGUUUGUAUGACAAGGAGUUUGUCCAAUCCUAGAAGAAGAAUGUUUUUUUUUUCUGUGCAUCUCCAAUAAUUUCUUUUCUUAACUCUAGGAUAAAGACUCAAGCUCAUGUGUUUUUUGCAAACUGCCUAUACUUUUGAUUAGACAAUUUAUGUGCCUUGUUGUGGGGUGUGCUGGUCUUAUUUGUACAAUACAGGCCUACAGAUUGAGAUACACUUUGUUUAAAGGUUGCCUGCUUUUUUUAAAUAGGUGUUGUUACUGUUUUUUCUUAGAGACUGUAAAUUAAAGAGACACUGAUUACUUUAAUUUGA
Molecule: messenger RNA, 4479 nt
Organism: Larimichthys crocea (large yellow croaker)
Lineage: Eukaryota; Metazoa; Chordata; Actinopteri; Sciaenidae
Gene: thrap3a
Product: thyroid hormone receptor associated protein 3a
Exons: 11
Coding region: 225-3068 (947 amino acids)
Biological process (GO): mRNA processing; positive regulation of transcription by RNA polymerase II
Cellular component (GO): exon-exon junction complex; mediator complex
Molecular function (GO): transcription coregulator activity; DNA binding; mRNA binding
Source: RefSeq, a predicted model, not a curated record